Messenger RNA from Auanema sp. JU1783, 9360 nucleotides. The record is from the annotation of a GenBank genome assembly. NCBI's taxonomy places the organism in Eukaryota, Metazoa, Nematoda, Chromadorea, Rhabditida, Rhabditidae.
AUGAGGCGCUGCUUAGCGCUUCUUCUCGUACUUGUGGCUGUAGCCCAAGCCACAGUCGAUCCAUGUAAAAGACAGCCAUUCAGGGGAAGAUGCCCUUCUGUAGAGGGAGCUCCACCCAAAAGAAGUCAAUUUGUUCUUAGAUAUUAUUCCAGAAACGGAGAAUGCGUCAGUUAUCCAUACGGACACUGCGCCUCUGACUCUUCUGAACCUCAGUUAUACAGAUACAAAGAGGAAUGCGAAGAUGCUUGCAUCACUCCCCCUCCAGCUAACUUAGGAUCUCCAAAGGAUGGUUUCGAUCAAACUUACGGAACUGUUGCUCCUGUAAAGGAAAGCCCAACAGUUGCUAAGGUUGAAGAGACACAAACCACAACAACGAUCACUAGUACUGAAGCUCCAUCCACAACUGAAGCCUCAACAACCACCGAAGCUCCAACAACCACUGAAGCUCCAACCACUGCCGAAGCUGUUACUACAGUAGAAGUUACAACAACUACUGAAGCUACUACUGAAGCGCCCACAACAACUGAAGCUCCCACCACUCUCAGUACUACACCAAGCACUACUUCCACCACAGAAGCUCCAUCUUCUACUGCUGAAACUUCAUCAACUGAUGAAUCUACCGAAGUUUCUGAGGAGUCCAUCGAAGAGUCUACUCAAGAAGUUCAAACAGCUGAGUCUACUACUGAAGCAUCUACAACUACUACCGAAGAGCCAACAACUGUGAAACUCACAACAGUGACUUCCACUACCACAACUACAAGCACAACCACCACCACUGAAGCACCAAUUGUAGAGAAGAAAGUUGAAAAAGUUCCUGUUCUUCAGAGAGCUGAAUCCACUACUCCUUCAACAACCCUCCCAGUCGAAGUUGUCCCAACAACAGCUGUCCCUCGCACAGAUUGUGAGCGUCGCCGUGCUGCUGCUGCUUCAUCAAAGAUCCGAGGAGGAUUCGUUCCAGUCUGCAAAGGAAAUGGUGAUUUCGAGCCUCUUCAAUGUGAACUUGAUGGACGUCAAUGCUUUUGCGUUGACCAAAGUGGAAUUGAAAUCGCUAACAGUAGAACUCACAACGGAGUGAAACCCGAUUGUGCAAAGAUUGAAGCUGCUGUACGUCCAAGAGUUCAAGAAUGUUCUGGUGAUUUCGAGAGAGGACCAUGCGCUUCUCAUAUGGAACGCUGGCACUAUGUUGAAGCUGAGCAGAAAUGUAAACAGUUCUCUUACUCUGGUUGUGGAGGAAACGGAAACAACUACGAAACUGAAAGAGACUGUAUGGGACGUUGUGCUCCUCUGAACGCUCCACCCAAAUGUGCUAAAGGAGAGCCACUCCAAAGCAAGCAGGGAUCUCUCAUCAACUGUGCCAAGACUGAUUGUCCAUCCGGCUAUAAAUGCAAUGUGGGACAACAAACCAGCGUCUGCUGUCCAGAUACUGAGAAGACAGUUGGACUCCAACAAUCAACCACUGUCGGAGAUGUCUGUAAGUUGGAUAAGGAACGAGGACCAUGUGACAAAUAUGAGCUUCGCUUCUAUUUCAAUGGUGAAACCAAGGAAUGCAAGUAUUUCUUCUGGGGAGGUUGUGAAGGAAACGGAAACAACUUCGAAACAAUCGAGUCUUGUGAAUCUACAUGCGGAAUCGCUAAAAAUCGUGGAACUACCCGCCACCCUACUCCUAGAACUACCCAAGGAUUCAGAAUCAAUCAGAAUAGUGAAAGAACCGAGUCUACCACUCCAACUGCCACUACUUCUACUUCCGCUCCAACCACCCGGCAUCAUGUUCCAACCACAACUACAAGAGCAACUCCUCGUACUACCAGACGCCCAACUACGACAUCAAUCGAUAUCACACCAAUCCCAUCUGAUGAAGAUGAUGUUGUUGUUUCCAAUCGUAAUAACAACUUCCAAGGACAUCCAGUAGCUCCCGUAAACCCAUCGGUUCUUCUGGAAGGUAGUGAUCUCUCUGAUGCUGCUGCUGAUGUGAACCGUUGUGCUCAUCCACGUGAUUCCGGAACUUGCGGUGGACAGUUUGUUCGUUGGUUCUGGGAUGAAGAAAAGAACUCUUGUGAUGUAUUCACAUAUUCUGGAUGCCAAGGAAAUGGAAACAACUUCGCUAGCCGUGAAGAGUGUCACGCUAUUUGCCAUAAAGAAAGCACUCCUGAUUUUGCUAACGUAUGUCAUCAUGAUGUUGACGCUGGAGAAUGCAACGGUGUGUUCCAACGUUUCGCUUUCGAUUCUGAAUCUGGAGAGUGUCGUCCAUUUACCUAUGGAGGAUGUGGAGGAAACGGAAACAAUUUCGCUACUAUUGGUGAAUGCAGAAGCAGAUGCCAAGCUACUGUUCGCAAACCAUUAGUUGUUGCCACAAACCUAUGUGAUCACAACAUCGAUGUUGGAGAGUGUACUGGAGUUUUUGUUCGUUUCGGAUUUGACAAGGAGUCUAAUGACUGCCGUCAGUUCACUUAUGGAGGAUGCGGUGGAAACGGAAACAACUUUGCUUCUCUUCUUGAAUGCCGCAACGUUUGUGUGAAGAAGGCUUGCCCACAAGUUACAGCUACCUGUGACAUGUCCAGAUGUCAAAUUGUAGAAGACCAGAACGGUUGCCCAUUCUGCAGUUGCUCACCAGUCAAGCAACCUCUCCCACCUGUUCCAACACACUGCGCUCCGGUCAAUGAGAACUCUUGCCAUGAGCCAUGUCUUCUCAUUAACAAUAGAAGAGGAUGUCAAGAAUGUGUAUGUCCCAAGACAACUCAAGCUACACAUGCUCCUCAACCACCCCCAACUCAAAUCACUCAACAGCAAAUCUUUGGAAAUCCUCCAGGACAUCAAACUGGUAGAGCUCCAGCACCUGAAGUUGUUGUUGGACCUCCAGCCUCAGCUACUCGUAUCGCUCCUCCAUCCCCCAACAGCAUUGUCAGAGCCCACGAUGUCAAGACUGUUUCUUCUCAACAAAAAACUUCUGAAAUCGAAACUUCUAGACCUUUCCUUCCUCCAACUUUGAACGCUGAAUUGAAUGAGAAAUGUCUUCAACCAGUUGAAGUUGGACCAUGCAAAAACUUUGUUGACCGUUGGUUCUUCUCCAGCGAAGAUGGAACCUGUCGUCCAUUCAAAUAUGGAGGAUGUGCUGGAAACAGAAAUCAUUUCUUCACCCAAAAGGAAUGCGAGAUUCACUGUGCCCGAUUCUUACGUUCGCUUUCAAGCGAGAAUUCGGCCAAUUCGCAUGUGCAUGACAGUCUACCAACUCUCAAAAACUGGGUUUAUCAUGUGGAAGCAACUCACCGUCCUUUACCCGACCAACCACAUCUCACGACACCACAACCUCAACUUCCUCCGGUUUAUACAACUGCCAGAUCGAUUGAUGAGUCUUUUGUUCCCACUUCCCCUGAAUUUGUUCACCAUUCUUCCUCAUUGCCUCAAGCACAACGACAUCCCACAACAGUUCAACGAUUCGAGCUUCCUUUCGAUCUCCCAACUCGUGUGAGAGCUCAUGCUACCACUAACGUUGAAGGAGGGACUCAUGAGGAACUCCAGUUCUUCCCAGAAACGUACGAAGUUAAAAGUUCACUGAAUCCUUCACAUCAAAAACAACACGCUGUUCCAACUUUUGAUGAUACGCAAAAAUCUCUUGUUGUUCCACAAUCUCGUCAAGUUCUGAACUUUGCCGGUCCGCAGCAGCAUCAACAACUUCAGCAUCACUCUCAGUUUGCUCCUAGCCAAACCAGUGAUCAACAACAUCCACAGGCUUUUGCUAACCUACCUACAACUGUUUCUGCUCAUGAUUUCAAUAGCCCAGUUCACCCUGGAGGACGCCUGAGACAAAACUUCCAACAACAGUUCCACUCUCAGAGUCCAACUCAGUCACCUCACUCCACAACCACUGAAGAAAGGCAAGCACCUCAGAUAGUCCAAAACUUCACUCCACGCGUAAGCAACCAACAUCAUACAGCUCCAGAAAAUGUUCGCCCUAUCCCACGUCGGCAGGAGUCUGCUAAUUUGGAACAAGCUUCAAAUCCUAUCCCAUUAAAUCGCCCAGCACCAGCAACGUACACUAUGUCUCAUGUGGAUAACUAUGAUCCAUCCCGGAAUCCUAACUUGGAAGGCUUGUCUCCUCCUGUUGAUCCUACUUAUUUCACUUACAACUCACAAAACUUGGGAGUUCGUCGCCAAUUUGCGGUUAACAGUAUCCCACUGGAACGACACUUGCCUCCUCCAGUUCCACGAUCCAAUCUACCAUCAAACGACUUCAACCAGCAGAGGCCUCAAGCAACUCGUCCAAUCCAAUCCCAUGAAAACCGUUUCAAUUUUAAUAAUCAGGAGAGACCCGUUGCUACUACACGCGUACAUGCUGAGCAUAAUGAGAAUCUUGUACCAUUCCAAGAGCCAUCGCGUCCUCACGUUAUGCCAACAACAACUGAGGGUCCAACUCGAUUCGUUCCAAUGCGUCCCAAACAUAUUCGUUUAGCAUCUGAGACAAGCUCAAAUGAACACAAAGUUAAUAGCGUUCAAAGUACUCCUCAAACCACAACUCCACAACCUGUAGUUCAAAGACGUAUUCAACAUCAGUUCCAACAUCCUCAACAUGCAACAAAUCAUGGUGUUCGUAACUCUGAUGAUCUUCGUAAAGAUAUAGAGAGAUCUGAGUCAUUCUCAGAGGAUGAAAGGCCAUUGACCCCACUCGCUGGAACUAUACCUGGGAUUCGUAUAAACAAAACUCAAACAAUCGAUCUGACUAUUCACGCUCCAAAACAUUCUUCAGCUCGCGCCGAAGAAUUCCACCAACGCUCGCAAGAAUUCCAGAAGCACGUACAACCAUUCAUGGAAGUUGCACGUAAUGUGUUUGAAAACUAUCGUAAUGGUACUCCAAUCUCCAAAUCAGCCUUUAUGCAUGAACAAAAACAUUUCCCGUCUAAUGCUCCACAACUUGUUGUUCCAGAUCAUCGAUCACGUAAGCUUCACGAAUUAUCUGAUUCAGUAGAUUUGCCUCUAUUUAUGCUUCCACCACCAAGCACAUCACCCAACACUUCACAAAUCAAAGGCGGCACAUCUUCAGAUUUCUUAAACAACACAACUGUUUUUAAUCCAUCUCCUACACGUAAUACAAGUCUGAAUGCACUUCACACUCUCCCUAACAUUCCCUUCGAUAACUUUCCUGCUGCCAUGCAGCGCGCUAACCAAACCUUACAAGCCUUGUGGUCAUCCGAAUCUAAUACAAAUGUCGUCUCUAACAAUCGACUAUCAACGGUGGCAACAACCACAAAACCGAAAAACCCAAAGACGUCCAAUCUUACAACAACUGACCGCCAUAUACAUGCAAUCAUCCGUGAUAUGCUUACAGAACAACCAGACGACUUCUCUUCCGAAGAAGACGAAGACAAUACCGACUUCCUCCCAUCAGUCAACCGACGUCGCCCAAUCGCUGCCGGUGUUAGCCAACAUCAUGAAGCUGUUCCUCUUCCCGUUGAUAACUAUAAAUCUCCCGAUCCUAUACUUCGAGGAAAUCAACCAUCUCCUUAUGGUAAGAAGGAAAAAUCUGCUCUUCCCGUCCAAGGAAGCACAUUAGAAGCCAUGGCUUCUGGUCAGGCAGUCAACUAUCCAACUAUCAUAACAACCCAAGGAUACAAGAUCACCACGACCACGACUGCCACCAGCACUGCCUCCACUACCACCACCACCCCUACGACAACGACAACCACGACUUCUAGUACUGAACCAGCACGCACUUCCCCAUCUAGCACUACUGCUUCUAUUUCUAUAAGUUCAACUACAUCACCCGUUACUGCAGAUGUCACAACCACUACUGCAGCUCCAACAGAAGCUCCUUCAAGCACAACAACAGCUCCAACAACUACCACAACUACUCCUGUUCCUACAACAACACUGAAAGAAAAGAUUCAACUUCCAGUCGAAAAAGAGAUCAUUGAAUCUUCUAAAUUCUCAAACGAAAAAGUUCUGAAGAUUACGGACGAGGAACAUACUUUCCAAGAAACUGCAGUUGAACAAGAAGAGAAAACUGAUGAGCACAAAUCUUCUUUGAAAAAAGUUGAAAUCGGCAUGAAGCACCGUACUUCUAUCACAAAAACCACAGUUGCUCCCACAACUCAAGCCGUUGAGGUAACCACAUCUGCAGAAGACUCGAAAGAGGAAACUGUUGCUGAAGUGGAUACUGAAAUCACUAUCGAGUCUAGCACCGCUCCAGUCACUGUCACAUCUCCUGUCACAACAAGGGCUGCACGUCUCAGUUCCACAACUGUUGAUACCACGACAACUCAGGUUUCCAGCUCAGCCCCCACAACUACAGUUGCUCCUACUUCCACAUCUUCACUUCCUUCUUCUACUUCUUCUACUUCUUCUGUUCCUUCUACUUCUUCUGCUGCACCUUCAACCGUCUCUCAAGCUGAAAUUUCUCUUGAUUCAGAUGAAAUUGCUGCUCCAUCUGCUAUCCCCGUUAGCGCUGCUGGAGUAUCUCAUUUCGAACCAAAGCAUGAAGAAGAAGUUUUGAACCCUGACCUCAGCGUUGGACGUGACCCUAUUCCAACAGGGCCUGUAGGAAUCGGAAGAAACCUUGAGCCUCUUGAUCUCGAUGGUCUUGAAGAGCCUACAACUGUUGUUCCAACUACAAAGAAAGCUGUAGCUUUCACAGUUGCCGCGCCUCCAGCUCCAGCUCAAAUAAACCCUAACGUUCAUACCCUCAGAACUGAAACUUUUGAUGCUAAAGUUGUAUGCGCUUUGGCUCCAGAAACUGGACCAUGUACCAACUACAUUCAAAGAUGGUUCUUCAACGCUCAAAGCCUUCAAUGUGAGCAAUUCUCAUUCGGAUCAUGUGGAGGUAACCAAAAUAACUUCGCUGAUAGAACAACUUGCGAGCUGAAAUGCAUGAGUGCACUAGGCUCCGUCACAUCCCAAGUUCCUGAACGCUGUUCUUAUGAUAAAGAUCCUGGUUUCGGACAAGGUUACAAUGUAAAGUGGUACUUCAACAUGAAAAACCUACGUUGCGAGCAAUUCGUUUACGAAGGACAAGGCGGAAACAGCAACCAAUUCGAAACACUGAGCGACUGUGAGAGAUUCUGUACUCCACAACCAAAAUCAUCAUCUGCUGGACAAGUUUCUGCUCUUCCAACAACAACAUUAGCUCCUACCACACAAACUAAGGCCACAGAAGCAGCUACUGUUUCUACUACUUCAAUUCCAACAACAGAAGCUGUGGCAACAACCAAAACUCCUGCUUCUCAUUCUCUCCGACCACUCCCAGAACAACCACUCUCUGUUUCUAUCGAUGAGAACGAGAACAUUGAGAGCAUCAAUAACAACAAUAACAACAACGAAGACUACGAUAGUUCCGAAGUUGAUGAGGGUGAUCUACUCCCAGUUCCUACCAACAUUAAAUCUCAACCAACUCCACCUGCCGGUCUCCCAGAAGUUAGUAAAACCGAUGACGUCAAGCCUCCUGCUCAUGCUGCUAAGACUGUUACUCAAGAGGAAGUUGAAGCUGAGAAAUCCGUAGAAAAGAAAGACAAGGACAAUUACAAGGCAGAGCCAAUUGCUGUUCAGACUCAAGAAUCUGGAUUGGAUAAUCUUCCACGUGUUGGACCAAGCCCUCCAAUGAAGGUUGAUUACCAAACUGGUCAAAUUAACCCUGUGAUUAGCGGAAUCAAGACUUUCCCUGAAGGAAGAAUUCCUGUUGACAAGACAGAAUUUGACUCGGAAGACGGUGCUCGUCAAAACUUGCCAUCCUGUCCAAAUGGACUUCAAGAAAUGAGAUAUGCUGAUGGCCGUCCAGUUAUGUGCCUUCCAGGAAAGAACCAAUGCCCAGACAAAUCUGUCUGUUACUUCAACGGAAUUGAUUUCUUCUGCUGUCCAAACAUUGAUGAUCCUUAUGAUAAGCACGUAUUCGGUGGUUAUGAUGGAGAGGAAACUAAGCAUGGAUAUAAAAUCUUCGGCCCACUCCGUGUUCGCCGAUUGAUGGACGAAGUUCCUCUUCGUACAAAGAGACAAACUUCCAUGGAUAGAGCUUUCAACACUGCUCCAGUCAGCUUCAGUAUCGAUUCUGUCAUUGCUCCUCUCAGAUUUGAUGCUGAGAAGCCACGUUCAAUUAGCAGAGCUGCACGUAUGCGUAAACCAACUCCACCACAACACGGAAACCCUAUGUGCAUGCUUCCUUUAGCUAAGGGAGAUUGCCAAGAAGCCCAUCUGAGAUACUUCUACGACAAGGAAAGCGAUUCAUGUAGACUGUUCCACUAUUCAGGAUGCCAAGGAAACGCUAACAAUUUCGGAUCUUUGGAAGAUUGUCAAAGACUUUGCGUCUUAUCAGGACAACCCACUGUACGUCAAACUCCAGCCCCUGUUGUACAAGAAGAAAGACCAACCGCUCCUGUUGGCCAGUGCCCCGUAGGCUCUCCAUUAGGAGGAAACGCCCCUGUUCUCUGUGGAAGCUCUACCGACUCCAUCGGUUGCCCAGAAGGUUAUUAUUGCCGUGCUGGACCUCCUGAUGUUUGCUGUCCAGGACCAAAUCCAUCAGAACCAAAAAAAGAAAUUAGAUUUGCUCCUGAAGUACCUAGAGCUCAUAGUCCUCGUGGGUUCCGCAAUGAGGUUCUCAUCUCAACUCCAAUCUUCAUGUGCCCCGAUGCAUCUGAUCCUUUGAUGGCCGAAAACGGAAAGCCUCAAGUUUGUGGAUCUGGCUUCGACGGAAUGCAGAUGUGUCCUAGAGGAUACUAUUGCGCUAUUGACAACGAAAGUGGAAGCAGACUGUGCUGUUCUCUUUUGGGAAACGCAGAGCGUAUUCCAAAUCAGCAAGUUAACGCUCCCUACUUUGGAAGAAGAUCUUCAAACCCUGGUGAGGUUAUCGAACGUGGUUCACUACCCAGUGAUCAGGUUACUGAGAAAGCUCUGCCCAGUUCAGUCCCUGCUGUCGACUUUUCGACAAUUGAUGCUGUAGUUGAUAACACCAAAACUUCCAUCCCAUCGGACACUUCUUCGGAAGAGUACGAAGAUGAAGAAGAGGAGACACCAGAGCAUCUUUUGUUGAAACCAUUGAGCCGUCAUGAAAAACUCCAACAAUCAGCUGCUUCUGAGUCACCAAAAGCAAGCAAUUUAGAAUCAGAAAUUGUUAACAUCGAUAUGCCAAAGGAAUCAACAACUGUUGUUGAAGAAGUGUCAGUGCCGAAAAUUAAUCCCAUGGAUCAAACUAUUUGUCACGUAAAACCAACAGAGGGGCGAGCUUGUCGUGAAGAUGAGAAAGCUCCUAAAACCAAUCUCCAAUACUUCUACUCUGCCAAAGAUAAUCGGUGCAAACUCUACUUCUACCGAGGAUGUGGUGGAAAUGAGAAUCGCUUUGAAAAGAAAGCCGAUUGCGAAUCUCUCUGCGUAGUGAAACUUUAA